Messenger RNA from Tarenaya hassleriana, 1584 nucleotides. Its product is annotated as O-glucosyltransferase rumi homolog. The transcript is spliced from 6 exons. The record is from RefSeq and is a predicted model, not a curated record. The coding region runs from base 28 to 1536 and encodes 502 amino acids. NCBI's taxonomy places the organism in Eukaryota, Viridiplantae, Streptophyta, Magnoliopsida, Brassicales, Cleomaceae.
AUUGCCAAGGAGAAAAAAAGAGGCGAGAUGAAGAGGAACGACCAACAAUAUCAGACGAUGAACCGACGUUCCAUAUCCACAACGGCGCCGUAUCGAGGAAAGAGCAUAGCCAAGACUACUGUCAUCGUCGUCUCUUUGCUGUUCAUAUUGGCUGGUCUCUUCGACUUCUUGGGUUUCCUUGAUUUGACCACUUUUACAGGUUUCACGCUAAGAGCAACGGCGAACACGAAGCACGAAUUUCCCGACAAAUGCGACGUCGUGGAGAAACAAACGGUGCGUGUUCCCAAGUCCGGGGAAACCAAUCGCAGCCGUCGAUCAAACGUGACGUGUCCAUCUUACUUCCGUUGGAUCCACGAGGAUCUACGGCCGUGGAAAGAGGCGGGAAUCACCCGAGACAUGAUCGAACGGUCCAAGGAGACCGCUAAUUUCAGGCUGGUCAUCCUCGACGGUAGGGUGUACGUUGAGAAGUACAGGGAAGCGAUUCAGACCAGAGACGUUUUUACGCUGUGGGGAAUCCUACAGCUGUUACGGUGGUACCCCGGGAGAUUGCCUGAUCUCGAGCUCAUGUUUGACUGCGGCGACCGCCCCACCGUCCGAUCUGAUGACUUCCUGGGUCAACGAGCGGGCCCACCUCCUCUGUUCCGUUACUGCUCCGACGACGCCAGCUUGGACAUCGUCUUCCCCGAUUGGUCCUUCUGGGGCUGGGCGGAAGUGAAUAUAAAACCGUGGGAAAAAUCUCUGGAGGCCAUAGAAGAAGGGAACAAGAAGAGCCAAUGGGAGGAUAGGAUACCGUACGCUUAUUGGAAAGGGAACCCGAACGUGGACCCCACCCGAAUCGAUCUUCUCCGGUGCAACGUCUCCGACCGGGAGGGUUGGAACACCCGUCUCUAUAUUCAGGAUUGGGAGAGAGAAAACAAAGAAGGAUUCAAGAACUCAAACUUAGAAAACCAGUGCAACCACAGAUACAAGAUAUAUAUAGAAGGAUGGGCAUGGUCGGUGAGCGAGAAGUACAUCAUGGCUUGUGACUCCAUGACGUUGUACGUCAAGCCGCGUUUUUAUGAUUUUUACGUGAGAGGGAUGGUGCCAUUGCGGCACUAUUGGCCCAUCAGAGACGACUCCAAGUGCAUUUCUCUCAAAUUCGCCGUCCAUUGGGGCAAUAACCAUUUCGAAAAGGCGCGUGAGAUUGCAGAAGCAGGGAGUAGAUUCAUACGAGAGGAAGUGAAAAUGGAGUUCGUGUACGACUACAUGUUCCACUUGCUAAACGAGUACGCCAAGCUGCUGAAGUUCAGACCGGAGAUCCCAAGAGGUGGGAAGGAGAUAACUCCGGAAAACAUGGGAUGUCCAGCGACGGGACGGUGGAGGGAGUUCAUGUCGGAAUCGAUGGUGAUGUCUCCGAGUGAAAGGUCCCCUUGUGUUAUGCCUCCCCCAUACGACCCUCUGGCUCUAAAAGAGGUUCUCCAGACAAAGGCUAACGCCACGCGACAAGUCCAAAUUUGGGAGGAUGAGUAUUGGCGUGACGUCAACAACAAAGCUUGAAUCUUUUUAGAAUAAUAUGAAAUUUGGUAAUAAAAGAUACUUUUUUUU